This is a messenger RNA of Didymella exigua CBS 183.55, 1244 nucleotides long. RefSeq lists its product as uncharacterized. The record is from RefSeq and is a predicted model, not a curated record. Gene Ontology annotation, cellular component: cytoplasm. The transcript is spliced from 3 exons. Gene Ontology annotation, molecular function: glutathione transferase activity. Lineage: Eukaryota; Fungi; Ascomycota; Dothideomycetes; Pleosporales; Didymellaceae. The coding region runs from base 139 to 1134 and encodes 331 amino acids.
CGAUACUCUCUGGGCUGUCAUCUUCACCAUCGUGGUGUAUUAGUGGUAAUCGCGUUGACUCCGAUCAUUUACGACCUUAUCGCUGCCUGGGACAGCUGUUCAUCUCCUCCCUUACAACCGACAUCGUAGUUGUGCACCAUGGCGAAGGCAGAGAUCCACGAGUAUGGUACUGAUGACGGGUGGCAUGGUGUGAUUAAGGAAGGAGGAGAGUUCUCACCUGAGAAACACCGGUAUCAUCUGUACAUUGGCCUCUUCUGCCCCUUCGCCCACCGCGCCAACCUCAUCCGACACAUCAAGCAUCUGCAGCCUUUUCUCCCAACAUCAAUCGUCCGACCCUAUCCCAAAGGCGAGGUAGGAUGGCGAUUUGAUGAAAAUUACCCCAAUGCCACACCAGACCACCUCUUCAACAGCCGCUUCAUGCACCAACUUUACUUUCGCGACGACCAAGCCUACAAAGGCAAGUACAGCGUGCCACUCCUCUGGGACAAGAAAACGAACCGCAUUGUCAACAAUGAGAGUCUUGAGAUGCUGCGCUGGCUGCCCCACGCUUUCGACAGCCUCAUCGAGGACGAGAAAAUCCGCAGCAUCGACUUCUACCCUCCAGAUCUGAAGGAUAAGAUCGAUGAGAUAACUCCCUGGCUCACGUCCCUCAUCUGCAGCGGCGUAUACAAAGCCGGCUUCCACCCCACACAGGAGGGGUACGAUGAGCACGUCGUCCCGCUAUUCGCUGCGCUGAAUAAGCUCGAGAAGAUUCUGCACAAUAAUGGCGGACCGUAUAUCCUGGGUGAUAAGCUGACGGAGUUGGAUCUCUUGGCGUACCCGACGGUGGUCAGGUUCGAUACGGUUUAUGUUCAGCAUUUCAAGACGAAUCUGGGGACCAUACGCCAUGACUAUCCGGUCUUGAACAACUGGUUGAAGAAUCUGUAUCAUAAUGUUGAAGGCUUCAAGGAGUCGACUGAUUUUCAGCACAUCAAGGAGAAUUACACGAAGAGCCAUAAGGAUAUCAAUCCGCUAUCCAUUACGCCCAUGGGUCCGUACCCAGAAGUUGAAGAUGGGUAUGAGAGUGACUGGAGCAAUUUGAAGAGGGGGGAAGUCAGUCAUCCUUUGGUUGUGGAAGCGAGUCGUAAGCUGUAGACAGCAGGAUGAAUGUCGACAAUACAGAAUAUCGCACAGAACCUCCAACCUAGACAAUACACAAUACACGCUAACACACCGCUCAGGUGAAGAACGUUCGUUACUUACAG